GUUCGGCAAUGCAUGUUAUUUAAUGAACCAAAGGUAGAAAAUACAGAAAACUGCUUUAAUUACUACAUGAAUCCAGUUGUUCGUGCAAUGAUUGGAAAGCGGGAAUUAUAUAUGAAUGUGUUUUGUGUUCCUCCUGAUUAUGGAUGUUCAUGUUUGGGAUCAAGUGAUUCAUUUGGUCAGUGGUAUAACUGGUUUCCGCUAUCGGUGGUGUUCUCGUUUACAGAAAGGAAUCUGUACUGUAAUAACAAGGUAAACAAACUCUGCAUAGAGACUGAAUUGUAUACUGGUUAUCGUAUAGAUAAAAUAGUUCACUGGCUGCAUUCGUUUGCACUGGAGGUCAAAAUGAUAAAACAAAUUCAGCUGGUUCUGGCAUGGUCGUUCCGGCGAGAUGUUGAAACAUUGGGUAUGAGCGUAUAUCGAACAUAUAAAAAGAAUAAAACACAUUAUGUUACUCCAAUCAAUAUGCGACUAAAAAUCAUCAAGAAGCUCAAUUCAAUUGAAAUGCUAAAAUUUGAAACUAAACUACACAACUGUUUAUGGUUCAUGAGGAUUAAAUCGUCAACCAGCCAUGAUUUCGAGUUUUCCACAUUUAAAUUGGAGAGGUUGUUAAAUGAGAAUAUUACUAAUGGUACAUCAUUAAAUAGCACUGGUCUGUCGUAUAAAGAGGUAAAUGUCAGCAUCAAAACGAGCUUCAGUGAACAACUAUGUGACAGUUAUUCGAUUGAAUCUGAAUUAGAGGAAAAAACAGCAGCUAUGAUAGUCACAAAGGUAACGUGUUGGAAUGAAUUGGAUCAAACAUUAACAUCACAGGAUUUUAGGAAGAAUAUUAUAACAUAUACGGGUAUGGCUGCUUCUAUUAUUGCUUUAACUGUAUAUCUGACUGUACACAGAAAGUUCGGAAUGCAUAAAACAAUUCCUGGUUCAAACGUAGAAAAUUUAUCCAUUGCUUUGUUACUUUCAGAUAUUUUAUUCAUGGUGGGUGUUGGCGCCAAUGAUCAUUAUAUAGUCUGCUAUACCGUAGGUGUUGUUCUCCACUACCUUUGGCUGUCUGUGUUUUCAUUCAAGUCUGUUGCCCUGAUUUAUAUGUGUCAUAAUAUAAGACAAAUGUCAGCUAAUAAUGCACAUGCACUUGGUAUAAAAAACAAGAAAGCGUAUCUUACAGUGCUUGGUCUUCUGUUGCCAGUUAUAUUUGUAGGACCUGCAGUGAUACUUGAUUUGGUUAUUCCUGGUGUUAAUCUUGAUUACAGCGGGAGUAUUUGCUUCCCUACAGGGUAUCCCGCUAACUUAAUCUUUGUAUCUGCUCCGAUAGGUUUGUCGGUUCUCAUCAAUGUAGUCAGUCUAAUGUGUAUUGCUUUGGUAAUUACUAAGCAGUCAUAUGAGACACGUCACAUCCGGAAGUCAAGUUCUUUUAAGUUCAUUUUAGUGUUUGUGCGAAUAAGCAUCGUGACAGGUGCAUUUUGGGUAACUGGAGUACUGGGAGCCGUUGUUCGGACUGAGUUUAUGGAAUACUUGUUUAUAAUUACUUGCAGUAUUCAAGGCUUGUUGUUUGCAAUUGCUAAUUUGUCAACAAGGCGUGUUUCCAAGUCAAUAAGAAAAAGUUAUGAUUAACCAGGUAACAAUAUACACAAAUUCCAAUCGUCUAGGAGGCUAAUUUUGA
Mytilus trossulus (common blue mussel) is the source of this 1657-nucleotide messenger RNA. Its product is annotated as adhesion G protein-coupled receptor E1-like. Gene Ontology annotation, cellular component: membrane. The record is from RefSeq and is a predicted model, not a curated record. Gene Ontology annotation, biological process: cell surface receptor signaling pathway. Bases 13 to 1608 code for a protein of 531 amino acids. The transcript is spliced from 2 exons. Lineage: Eukaryota; Metazoa; Mollusca; Bivalvia; Mytilida; Mytilidae. Gene Ontology annotation, molecular function: transmembrane signaling receptor activity.